AUGGUCUUGAACGGCAUGCCCAUCAAUAUGCCUGUAGCCAUACCAGUUCCCAUGCCCGUGCCCAGUCCUCCGGCCACCAAAUCCCGCCUGGCCCUCGACUGGGACAUCAACGACUCCAAGAUGCCGUCGGUGGGGGAGUUCGACGAGUUCAGCGACUGGGCCAACGGACACUGCCGGCUCAUCUACUCCAUCCAGAGCGAUGAGGCCAGGAAACAUGCCAGCGGUUGGGCCAUGCGCAACACCAAUAACCACAAUGUAAACAUCCUGAAGAAGAGCUGCCUGGGAGUGCUCCUCUGCAGUGCCAAGUGCAAGUUGCCCAAUGGAGCCAGUGUUCACCUGAGACCCGCCAUUUGCGACAAGGCCAGGAGGAAGCAGCAGGGCAAACAGUGUCCCAAUAGAAAUUGCAAUGGGCGCUUGGAGAUCCAAGCCUGCCGCGGCCACUGCGGCUACCCAGUUACACACUUCUGGAGGAGGGAUGGAAAUGGCAUCUAUUUCCAGGCCAAGGGAACACAUGAUCACCCCAGACCCGAGGCCAAGGGAUCCACGGAGGCCAGACGCCUGUUGGCCGGAGGAAGACGUGUGCGCAGUCUGGCCGUGAUGUUGGCCAGGGAAUCGGCUCUUAGCGAUAAGUUGAGCAGCCUGAGGCCCACAAAACGACAGGCCAAGAUGCAGCCAAUGCAGGAGAGCAAACGCAGGAGAGUGGGUGACCCCGAGGUGACCCAAACCAACCAGGAGUUGAUGGGAGCAACCGGCUAUCUGCCCACAUCGACGCCCACACACAGCACUAGCUACAAUCAAACUCAGGGAUUAUAUGGCUCGACAGGAUCGGGACAAGGAUCUGUGGCCAGUCAGUGGAACGGAGAGGUCUACUACGAGCCGGAGGGUUCGUCCUAUGCCAAUGGAAUGUACGCCUACGAUAUGCUCCACUCGCCCCUCUCUGCGCACAGCUCUACGGGCAGCUUUUACCAGGAGAACCUCCCGCAGCAAGUGCCACAUCCUCAUCCGCAGCAGCAGCAACUAUCCCCGCAGCAACAUAUGCCAGCCAGCUACGAUCAGCCGAUCCCCUCGAGCUUCCAGUGCGGAAUGCCCCUGUACGAGAGCUGCGAUGACACCUCCAGUCUGACCAGCAGUUCGGGCUACAGCUCCGAGGACUACAGCUACUUCAAUGGAUAUCUGCCCAACUCUCUGGACGUGAGCAAUGUCAGCCAGAGCCAAAAUCCCAGCCAGGAGGGAGGUUUGUACACCACCAGCUCGGAGAUCUUCAGUGUGUUCGAAUCGACACUGAACGGAGGAGGAGGAGGUGCCAGCGCAAUGGAUCUCCUCUAUGAGGGAGCCACAGCCUACAGCCACAAUCAACAGCCACAGGAGCAGACCAGCUUCCUGCCCCUCGCCAGCUAUCAACAGGAGCCGCAGGAUCAGCUCCAGUCCGCCGAUUACUUCUACAGCAACUCGGGAGUGGACAACGGAUGGAACAUCCAAAUGGACCCGACAUAUCACCCAGCCACCAGCACGGAUCCCGUCUACUGCUAGGUGGAAUCGGGUUGAUGGGGGGUGUUGCCCCCCAAGGAUCUCUCAUCGCAACUACUAUUACUGAGCCACUCAAGCGUUGUUCUAGUCCCUAGUUGAU
Molecule: messenger RNA, 1627 nt
Organism: Drosophila subpulchrella
Lineage: Eukaryota; Metazoa; Arthropoda; Insecta; Diptera; Drosophilidae
Gene: gcm
Product: transcription factor glial cells missing
Exons: 2
Coding region: 1-1530 (509 amino acids)
Biological process (GO): gliogenesis; regulation of transcription by RNA polymerase II
Cellular component (GO): nucleus
Molecular function (GO): RNA polymerase II cis-regulatory region sequence-specific DNA binding; DNA-binding transcription activator activity, RNA polymerase II-specific
Source: RefSeq, a predicted model, not a curated record